CUUCCUGGUGGUCGAGCAGAAGCAGCAGCAGCCACCUACCGUCCGUCACUCUGCUCUUCUGCUGUUUACCAAUUCCGCCCCGAGGAGGGUUUGUUGAUGUUUCAUAGUCGUGAUUCAACCCUUUAUUCAGCGGCUGGCUUUUGGUGGAAAAAAUGGGGAGCACGUUGAUGGAGUCAAGCAAGGGAGGCUCCAAGAAGCUGCCCAAGAGGAGGAGAAGUCUGCGCAUUAACGUGCCCGAGUUCUCGCCAUUUGCUUCUCCUCAGUUGGAAAAGGGUUGCUCACCUAGAAGCCCAAUUUCCACGGGGGAGCGUCGCAUCCGUUCAGCCGGGCCUGCCAUGGGGGAGCCGGCCAGCAGCCCGGUGCCGUGUCCGGGGAAGUCCAACUCGGGUUCCCCGAAGAACGUCUUCCCUUCUUCCUGUUAUCAGUCGUCCCCGGUCAAAUCCCCGCGCCGCCUCAGCUUCAGUGGCAUUUUUCGCUCUUCAUCCGGCAGCAGCCCUGCAAGCAUCAAGAUAUUCUCCAGAUCCCGCAGAGCUUCCGGAUUCUCCACACCGCCCACCACCCCGACGCAGGCCUCCAGCCAGCCUGUGUUCACCCAGCAGGGGGGCCCCAGCCCGGAACGCCUGGUGGAAGGCUGCCGUCCGCGCUCCGUGUCCACGCCUCUGGACACGGGACAACGCCUCGGCCUUCCCUUCGCCAAACCCCCGAAACCUUCCAGUCCCGUGCCGGUGUACUCUACCUCACAACAAGUGUCCGGUUUAUUCGAAGGCAUGUUGGAGAAACUUGAACUAGACGACGAUGCUGCUGAGCCUGAGAGUGAUAUUUACAUGCGCUUUAUGAAAUCACACAAGUGCUACGACAUUGUGCCGACCAGCUCCAAGCUGGUGGUGUUCGACACGGCUCUCCAAGUUAAGAAAGCCUUCUUUGCCUUGGUUGCAAACGGCGUGCGAGCAGCGCCGCUCUGGGAUACAGUGAAGCAAAGCUUUGUAGGUAUGCUGACAAUCACAGACUUCAUCAUCAUCCUUCACAGAUACUACAAGUCACCAAUGGUGCAAAUCUACGAGUUGGAAGAACAUAAGCUUGAGACGUGGAGAGAGGUUUACCUUCAAGCGACGUUCAAACCCCUUGUCAACAUAUCGCCCGAUGCAAGCCUUUUCGACGCCGUGUACACGCUCAUCAAAAACAAAAUUCACCGCCUGCCUGUCAUCGACCCCGUCACCGGGAACGCACUUUAUAUUCUCACGCACAAGAGGAUCCUCAAGUUCCUUCAGCUAUUUAUGCGCGAGAUGCCAAAGCCAGCUUUCAUGAAGCAGACGCUGGGGGAGUUGGGCAUCGGCACGUACCAGGACAUUGCCUUCAUCCACCCCAAAACGCCCAUCAUCAAAGCUCUCAACAUCUUUGUAGAGAGGAGAGUAUCUGCUUUGCCUGUGGUCGAUGAGUCAGGCAAAGUUGUGGACAUCUACUCCAAGUUUGACGUCAUUAACCUGGCAGCCGAGAAGACUUACAACAACCUGGACAUCACGGUCACCCAGGCCCUCAAGCAUCGCUCGCAGUACUUCGAAGGUGUCAUGAAGUGCCAUAAAAUGGAAACAAUGGAGACCAUUGUGGACAGAAUUGUCAAAGCGGAAGUACAUCGGUUGGUGGUGGUGGAUGAGCGUUCCAGCAUCGAGGGCAUCGUCUCCCUGUCGGACAUCCUCCAGGCCCUGGUGCUCAGUCCAGCAGACAAAUGCAAGGACGUGAACCUGAACGACUGAAAGAGGAAGCACCAGCGAAAGACUAGACGUGGUGAGACUUAUAAAAAAACAAAAGCAAGUUGAUGCUACAUAGAAACCAAAGAGGCGUGAGCACUGAGGACGGACGGCACUUGUUGAAUGUAGUUGUUGACUGCUCGAAUCAGACCACCAUUUGAUAAUGCUGUGUACAUACUAUCUCUGUAUAAAUAGAAACAUCAUAUAAAUACACUAUAAUAGCCGCCUUAAGGUGGACCAGAUCAAACGGGUUUGAAAUUUUCAAAUGGAAGGUUCAAACAAAGGAAUUUACUAAUAGUAAUUUCACUCUUGUAAUUCCAAUUGCAAACAGAUUUUGGUUUCAGCAGUGUUUAAAACGGUUGAGAAUAUAAAAUUCAGUCGGUGUUAGCUUUGGCAAAUAAGAAGCAUGUACUCCCUUCAAAUUUGGAGCAUUUUUGCAUAAAAAGCAGGACAUUUUGAAACAACAGUAUUUCUGCAAGAAGUGGUCAAGGUCGCGGGAGGCAUCUAUAUACACAAACUAAAAAAAUGUUUACCACUCGGUAAGUAAUAUUAUGGAACGACCGCAGUUUACAGCAUGCGUCUCCACACUUUAAAUCAUCCGACAGAUGAUUAACAUGCUUUGGUAGUUGCUGCUGUUUAGUUCCCAAGUGUGUUUUUCAGCAUAGUAGCGUCCUUGAGGUAAUUCCAGUGAACCUUUUUGUUCGUGGGGGGGAAAAAGGGAUUCGUCUGAGGGAAGGGUUCAUUUCUAUUAAGUGGACGAGGCACAGUGUGACAGUUUAGUCGAGCGACGGCUGCUAUUUGGAGAAAUACGCGUCAUUGGACAGAGACUGAAGUUGCAUUAUAUAGUAUAUAUUUUUCUCCUUUCUAAAAAAAAUGAUGGUAGCGAAAUGAAAAUGUCUGCAGCUGGACAUGUGACUCAUCUCCUCGAUGAAAUGUAUAUAGGAUUGGGUUUGUGUCACUGAUAGCUUUAUUUUUUAUGAGCGUGUCAUGAAAAAGACUGCAUUUUUCUUUUUUUUUUUUUCUUUUUUUGUAAAUAUGCUGCUGGAUCCACACGUACUGUAAAUGUGCAAGCACGACAAAUUACUUACAGCAGUAUGAAUGUUCUUUUGGGUUUGCUUUUUUUUCUAUUUUUCUGCGUGCAGAAAAAUAAAAGACACUGAAUGUACUCAUUUA
Syngnathus typhle (broad-nosed pipefish) is the source of this 2918-nucleotide messenger RNA. RefSeq names its product protein kinase, AMP-activated, gamma 2 non-catalytic subunit b (gene prkag2b). Bases 153 to 1751 code for a protein of 532 amino acids. The transcript has 16 exons. The record is from RefSeq and is a predicted model, not a curated record. NCBI's taxonomy places the organism in Eukaryota, Metazoa, Chordata, Actinopteri, Syngnathiformes, Syngnathidae.